Molecule: messenger RNA, 2407 nt
Organism: Tupaia belangeri chinensis (Chinese tree shrew)
Lineage: Eukaryota; Metazoa; Chordata; Mammalia; Scandentia; Tupaiidae
Gene: FGD2
Product: FYVE, RhoGEF and PH domain containing 2
Exons: 18
Coding region: 401-2407 (668 amino acids)
Biological process (GO): filopodium assembly; cytoskeleton organization
Cellular component (GO): cytoplasm
Molecular function (GO): metal ion binding; guanyl-nucleotide exchange factor activity
Source: RefSeq, a predicted model, not a curated record
GUGCACCCUGCCUCCCUUCAGCAGGUUUAAGAUCCUUUUUACUAAAAGAAGCUGCUUCUUCACAGCCCUGAGCAGGGGCGUACCAGAGAGAAGGCGUGAGAAAGGCACGAGUGAAAGCACUGGCCCUUAGGAAGCACGCUCGACCAGAGCCACUGAGGCCAGCAGGCAGACAAGGACCCAGCUCCAGAAACCACCUCUGGGCCCUGUCACCCCCCUCCCACGUGGCUUCUGGAACUGGGGGUUAUCGGGAGCAAAAGCCAGGAGCAGCCGGCUAAGCCCUGGGGAAAGAUAGGGGCAGAUUCCAGGAUGCUUUAGCCCAUCUCUGUUCCGGGCUGGGGACACCGAGCCCCUGCUGCCGAAGCCUCCCUCCCGCUGUAGGGGUAGCCUGGAGGCCUGCAGGAUGGAGGCGGCCUGUGAGGAGAAACUGGCUUCUGUGUCCAACCUGGUGACUGUGUUCGAGAACAGCAGAACCCCGGGAGCAGUGCCCACAGGCCCCCGCCCAGAAGACAGGCAGCACCUCCUUGGAUGCAGGACUCCUCAGCCCCCAGGGCCCAGCAUGGGGGAGACCCCAGGGGCUGAACCCAGGACGGUCAGCAGGAGGUACCUGAGCUCCCUGAAGAACAAGCUGUCCAGCGGGGCCUGGAGGAAAUCUUGCCAGCCCAUCGCCCACCCUGGGCCAGGGACGCAGGAGCCUGGAGAGAAGCGGAUUGUUCAGGAGCUGCUGGAGACGGAGCAGGCUUACGUGGCACGCCUCCACCUGCUGGACCAGGUGUUCUUCCAGGAGCUGCUGAAGGAGGCCCGCAGCAGCAAGGCCUUCCCCGAGGACGUGGUCAAGCUCAUCUUCUCCAACAUCUCCUCCAUCUACCAGUUCCACGCACAGUUCUUCCUGCCAGAGCUGCAGCAGCGCCUGGACCACUGGACGGCCACGCCCCGCAUUGGCGAUGUGAUCCAGAAGCUGGCCCCGUUCCUGAAGAUGUACAGCGAGUAUGUCAAGAACUUCGAGCGAGCUGCCGAGCUCCUGGCCACCUGGAUGGACAAGUCCCCACCCUUCCAGGAGGUUAUCACCCGCAUCCAGAGCAGCGAGGCCUCGGGCAGCCUGACCCUGCAGCACCACAUGCUGGAACCCGUGCAGAGAAUCCCGCGCUAUGAGCUGCUGCUCAAGGAAUACGUCCAGAAGCUGCCUGCCCAGGCCCCAGACCGAGCCGAUGCCCAGAAAGCCCUGGACAUGAUCUUCUCCGCAGCGCAGCACUCCAACGCAGCCAUCAAGGAGAUGGAGCGGCUGCAGGACCUGUGGGAGGUGUACCAGCGCCUGGGCCUCGAGGACGACAUAGUGGACCCCUCCAACACCCUGCUGCGUGAGGGCCCGGUCCUCAAGAUCUCCUUCCGCCGCAGCGACCCUUUGGAGCGCUACCUCUUCUUGUUCAACAACAUGCUGCUCUACUGCGUGCCCAGGGUCAUCCAGGUGGGCGCCCACUUCCAGGUGAGGACGCGCAUCGACGUGGCCGGGAUGAAGGUGCGGGAGCUGACUGACGUCGAGUUCCCCCACUCCUUCCUGGUGUCCGGGAAGCAGCGCACCCUGGAGCUGCAAGCCCGGUCCCGGGAGGAGAUGGUUUCCUGGGUGCAGGCCUGCCAGGCAGCCAUCGACCAGAUUGAGAAGCGGAAUGAAACCUUCAAGGCUGCGGUCCAGGGACCCGAGGGAGACGCCCAGGAGCAGGAGCUGCAGACUGAGGAGCUGGGCCUCCGGGCACCACAGUGGGUCCGGGACAAGAUGGUGACCAUGUGCAUGCGCUGCCAGGAGCCCUUCAACGCCCUGACGCGCCGUCGCCACCACUGCCGGGCCUGCGGCUACGUGGUGUGUGCCAGGUGCUCCGACUACAGAGCUCCGCUGAAAUACGACGACAACCGGCCCAACCGCGUCUGCUUCCACUGCUACACCAAAGGGUCUUCGGCGGGGUCCGACCAGAGCGUCAUGUGCAGCUUCCUGCAGCUCGUCGGGGACAAGUGGGGCAGAAGUGGCCCCCGGGGCUGGUGCGUGAUCCCCCGGGACGACCCCCUGGUGCUCUAUGUCUACGCUGCCCCACAGGACAUGCGGGCCCACACCUCCAUCCCCCUGCUGGGCUACCAGGUGACCGCUGGGCCCCAGGGCGACCCCCGAGUCUUCCAGCUGCAACAGUCAGGCCAGCUCUACACCUUCAAGGCCGACACUGAGGAGCUGAAGGGCCGCUGGGUGAAGGCCGUGGAGCGGGCAGCCAGCGGCUGGGGGGCCCCGGGGGCCCGGCGGGCACCGAUGUGGCAGAAGCGAAUAGGGGUCCUUGCGUUCUUCUCUCGGAUACUUCCAUCACCAUGUUUAGAGCCCAGCCUGAAAGAUGACGAGGAGGGAGAGGCUCAGGCAUCCCAGAUGUUCUAG